AUGGUGUGCAGGACCCACACCCAGAGGCAGCAGAUGUCCAACAGCAGCUCCAUCACCCUGUUCCUCCUCCUGGCGUUCACAGAGACGCGGGAGCUGCAGCUCCUGCACUUCUGGCUCUCCCUGGCCAUCUACCUGGCUGCCCUCCUGGGCAACGGGCUCAUCGUCACCGCCAUCGCCUGCGACCACCGCCUCCACACCCCCAUGUACUUCUUCCUCCUCAACCUCUCCCUCCUCGACCUGGGCUCCAUCUCCACCACUCUCCCCAAAUCCAUGGCCAAUUCCCUCGGGGACACCAGGGACAUCUCCUACGUGGGAUGUGCUGCACAAGCCUUUCUAUUUGUCUUUUUAAUGUCAGCAGAAUUUUUUCUCCUGACGGUCAUGGCCUACGACCGCUACGUGGCCAUCUGCACACCCCUGCACUACGGGACCCUGCUGGGCAGCAGAGCUUGUGCCCACAUGGCAGCAGCUGCCUGGGCCGGUGGGUUUCUCAGUGCUCUGCUGCACACGGCCAGUACAUUUUCACUCCCCCUCUGCCAUGGCAAUGCCCUGGGGCAGUUCUUCUGUGAAAUCCCCCAGAUCCUCAAGCUCUCCUGCUCAGACACCUACCUCAGGGAAGUCGGGAUUCUUGUCGUUAGUGCCUGUUUAGGGUUUGGCUGUUUUGUUUUCAUCCUUUUCUCCUAUGUGCAGAUCUUCAGGGCUGUGCUGAGGCUCCCCUCUGAGCAGGGACGGCACAAAGCCUUUUCCACGUGCCUCCCUCACCUGGCCGUGGUCUCCCUGUAUAUUGGCACUGGCACAUUUGCCUACCUGAAGCCCCCCUCCAUCUCCUCCCCAUCCCUGGACCUGGUGUUGGCAGUGCUGUACUCGGUGGUGUCUCCAGCAGUGAACCCCCUCAUCUACAGCAUGAGGAACCAGGAGCUCAAGGAUGCCGUGGGGAAACUGAUCAAUGGAUGUUUUUCAGGUGCAAGAAACUGCUUGUUGCCUUCUCCACAGCACUCAGAAUGGAACUCAUGA
This is a messenger RNA of Phalacrocorax carbo (great cormorant), 1011 nucleotides long. The record is from RefSeq and is a predicted model, not a curated record. NCBI's taxonomy places the organism in Eukaryota, Metazoa, Chordata, Aves, Suliformes, Phalacrocoracidae.